Terrapene triunguis (Three-toed box turtle) is the source of this 833-nucleotide messenger RNA. Its product is annotated as acid phosphatase type 7-like. The transcript is spliced from 6 exons. Lineage: Eukaryota; Metazoa; Chordata; Testudines; Emydidae. The record is from RefSeq and is a predicted model, not a curated record. Gene Ontology annotation, molecular function: acid phosphatase activity; metal ion binding. The annotation marks the transcript as partial.
UGCCUGGCCUCCCUGCUGACGUAUCAGGCUGUGGAAAUCAGAGCUGUGUGGCGCUGACUCAGGACAACAGGAGGAGCUGACCCGCUCACAGGCCAGCGCCCCACGGCUUUCGUUUCCCCGUCCCUCUCCCACACGGCCGGGAAGAGCAGGACGAGGAUGGGGCCGCGCGGCUGGCUCUGCCUGCUCUGCCUGGUGCUCCCCUGGGUGCUGUGCCAGGGCACCAGCCGCACCCAGCCCGAGCAAGUGCAUCUCUCCUACCCAGGCGACCCCACCGCCAUGACCGUCACCUGGACGACCUUCGACCCGGCCGGCUCCAUCGUGGAGUUCGGCCUAGAGCCAGGCGAGGUCUUCACCACCUCCGCCAAGGGCCACGCCAGCCGGUUCGUGGACGGCGGGUGGUUGCGCCGCAGCAUGUUCAUCCACCGGGUCACCCUGCGGGGCCUGGCCCCUGGGCAGCGCUACGCUUAUCGCUGCGGGAGCCCGCUGGGCUGGAGCCGGCUCUACGGCUUCCGGGCUCUGCAGAAUGGCACCAACUGGAGCCCGCGUCUCGCUGUCUUCGGUGACAUGGGGAACAUCAACCCCCAGUCCCUGCCCAGGCUCCAGCGCGACACGCAGCAGGGCAUGUACGACGCGAUCCUGCACGUAGGGGAUUUUGCCUAUGACAUGGACCAGUGUAACGCCAGGGUCGGAGACGCCUUCAUGCGCAAGAUCGAGCCCGUCGCUGCGUCGGUGCCGUAUAUGACGUGCCCGGGGAACCACGAGGAGAAAUACAACUUCUCCAACUACCGUGCCCGAUUCAGCAUGCCCGGUGACACGGAGGGCCUGUGGUACAG